AUGCAGCCCCUUCGCGCUCCCCUCGCCCUGCUCUGCCAGGUGCUGGGCGCCUGGGCUGCCUGCGCCCUGGCCCCCGCCGCGGCUGCCGGGCUGCCGGCGCCCCCGCAGCAUGCCCGCUCCUCGCCGGCCCCGACGCCCCUCGCCCCGGGCCGGCGGGCGGCCGCAGCUCUCAGCGAGCGCGGAGUACCUCUCCGCGGGGUCGACGCCGCGGCCGGCGGAGCAGCAGGACCGGGCGGCGACUGCGCGCCCCGAGGGUCGGCCGGGACCGGGCGGCGGCGAGCGCGGAGCAGCGAGCGCGGAACCGGCGCGGCGGCGGCGGGGAGGGGCGCGGAGGGCGGCCCCCGCUGGCUGCCCCUGAACGGCUCCUCUGGCGGCGAGGGCAGCGGCGGGGGCCGCGGCAACACCACGGGACGCCGCGCCCGCGUCCGCAACCCCUUCUACCCGCUGACCGAGGAAUCGUACGGUGCCUACGCCGUCAUGUGCCUCUCCGUGGUAAUCUUCGGCAUCGGCAUCAUGGGCAACAUGGCAGUGAUGUGCAUCGUCUGUCACAACUACUACAUGCGGAGCAUCUCCAACUCCCUGCUAGCCAACCUAGCCUUCUGGGACUUCCUCAUCGUCUUCUUCUGCCUGCCGCUGGUCAUCUUCCAGGAGCUCACCAAGAAGUGGCUCCUAGAAGACUUCUCUUGCAAAAUCGUCCCGUACAUCGAGGUGGCCUCCCUCGGAGUCACCACCUUCACCCUCUGUGCCCUCUGCAUCGACCGAUUCCGCGCUGCCACCAACGUGCAGAUGUAUUACGAGAUGAUUGAGAACUGCACCUCGACGACAGCCAAGCUGGCUGUUAUCUGGGUGGGUGCCCUGCUCCUGGCCCUGCCUGAGGUGGUGCUGCGCCAGCUGGCCAGGGAGGACCCAGAGUACAGCGGCAGCCCCCCCGGGGAGCGCUGCGUGGUGAAGAUCUCCACCGCCCUUCCCGACACCAUCUACGUCUUGGCUCUGACUUACGACGGGGCGAGGCUCUGGUGGUACUUUGGCUGCUACUUCUGCUUGCCAACUCUUUUCACUAUUACCUGCUCCCUGGUGACCGCGAGGAAGAUCAGGAGGGCGGAAAAGGCUUGCACAAGAGGGAACAAGCGACAAAUUCAGCUGGAAAGCCAGAUGAAUUGCACAGUGGUGGCUUUGACCAUUUUGUAUGGGUUUUGCAUCAUUCCUGAAAACAUUUGCAACAUUGUGACUGCCUACAUGUCCACAGGGGUUUCUCGGCAGACUAUGGACCUCCUCCAUCUCAUUAGUCAGUUCCUUUUGUUCUUUAAGUCCUGUGUUACCCCAGUUCUCCUUUUCUGCCUCUGUAAACCUUUCAGCCGGGCCUUUAUGGAGUGUUGCUGUUGCUGCUGUGAUGAAUGCAUCCAGAAGUCUUCAACAGUGACAAGUGAUGACAAUGACAAUGAGUACACCACAGAACUGGAGCUCUCCCCUUUCAGUACCAUCCGUCGUGAAAUGUCCACUUUUGCCUCUGUGGGGACUCACUGUUAAUUGACGUUAGGACCUUAUUUACUGUAUCUUUUCCCUGUUUUGUUUUUUUUCUUUUUUUUUUUUCCUUUUUCUUUUUUCCUUUUUCUUUUACUUUUUUUUUCUUUUCUUUCUUUUUUUUUCUUUUCUUUUUUUUUUUUUUUUUUUUUUUUUUUUUUUUUUUUUUUUUUUCCACAUUAUAAUUUUUUUUUUGAAACAAAAUGCAAGAAAAAAAAAUAUUAUUGAUAAGCAGUCUGCAUAUUAACAGCCGUGCUUUGGAAAAUAAAUUGUUUGGUAAUGGAAAUGAAAGUGAAGGACAGACCGCACUCAGUUCUAAAUCCUAAUAUUUUGUAUGGUGCUAGGAUUUUAUUGUUUGUGGAGGAGAAUCUGUAUCAAUCCACUUUUAUUUAAUUCCAUAGCAGUUUUUUGAUAAUCACUGUAAAAUGAUUACAUAGACAUUGUGGGUUUUGAAGGUGUUUCCUGUAAAAGAUGUGAUGGAAAGUAUUUGAAGGUAGAUUUAAUCUAAUUACUGUGCAUUAUUGUGAGAGGACUUGGACUUCAGAAAAUUUAUAAAGUAGCAUAAAAAUAAAUGAGAUUUUAUUCUUUAACUUCAUGGUCAUUUGCAUUUAACAAGGAUACCUCUAAGUAGUAUUAAAUUCCUUUAAUAAGUUUAAAAACAUUUUUGCUUUGCAUAAUAUAAGUGGCUAUAUUUAAUUUACCAUUUGUGUACUUACCCUUGGAGGCUAUAAUAACAGUAUUUAAGGAAGAUGGUUAUAAUGGUAUUAGAUUUACAUGAGUGGGUUUUUUUUUAAUGUAUAUUACAAAAGUUCAAUGUGCCUCAUUGAAAAUGUCCUUCUUAACCUGCAGUUAUAUAAAACUUGAGUUAUUUUGUACUUAUUACAAAGAAAGAUUUAGUUUCUCACUAAAUUUUGUCUUGUGUGAUUUCAAAAUCCAGUUUCUCUUCAAUUUGCUGUUGGUUUUGCAUUGAGAUCGUGUUCAGUCAUUGUAGGUAUAUCCCCUACUGGUUUCAGUGACAGUUCCAUUGCAGAGGAAGAUAUUCUUUAGCCAGAGGUUUGCUGACAAUAAACGUGAGGGACUGAAACAU
Messenger RNA from Calypte anna (Anna's hummingbird), 2608 nucleotides. RefSeq names its product G protein-coupled receptor 37 (gene GPR37). Gene Ontology annotation, biological process: positive regulation of MAPK cascade; adenylate cyclase-inhibiting G protein-coupled receptor signaling pathway. Gene Ontology annotation, cellular component: signaling receptor complex; plasma membrane. Gene Ontology annotation, molecular function: prosaposin receptor activity; G protein-coupled peptide receptor activity. NCBI's taxonomy places the organism in Eukaryota, Metazoa, Chordata, Aves, Apodiformes, Trochilidae. The record is from RefSeq and is a predicted model, not a curated record. Bases 1 to 1527 code for a protein of 508 amino acids. The transcript has 2 exons.